Messenger RNA from Solenopsis invicta (red fire ant), 1951 nucleotides. RefSeq names its product tumor susceptibility gene 101 protein (gene TSG101). Gene Ontology annotation, molecular function: ubiquitin binding. The transcript has 8 exons. The record is from RefSeq and is a predicted model, not a curated record. Gene Ontology annotation, cellular component: ESCRT I complex. The coding region runs from base 469 to 1491 and encodes 340 amino acids. Gene Ontology annotation, biological process: endosome to lysosome transport; protein transport; protein modification process. Lineage: Eukaryota; Metazoa; Arthropoda; Insecta; Hymenoptera; Formicidae.
CAUGUAUGUGAGAUCAGUGGACUUGUCGCUACUGCCUUUGAUGAUCUCAUCGUGCCAAAUUUCUCUCCCAGCACGGUCGAUGAUAACGCGAGCACGAGAUCGGCGAUAAUCGCAUGCUAUUGCUCUGCAAGGCAAGUAGUUCUGAAACGCGAUUAGGUCUACAAAGAAGAAAGAUAGACUUGUUGUUGCUUCAACCCAACUACGCUAAAUGGUGAAAAUGACACCGUUGGAUGAGGGGAGGAUUAGACAGGGACUGUCUAAGAAGAGAAUAUUGUUCUUCAGUAUCAAAAUCCAGAUAUAACAAAGAAGCAUGUGGCGAGCGUCUUGAAUCUUUACAAAGGCUUGGUGUAUAAAAUCGAGCCUUUUGUUUUCAAUGAUGGCUCACGCAAGGAACUACUCAAUUUGCAAGGAACUAUACCUGUUAUUUACAAGGGUUCUUGUUAUAAUAUUCCAAUCUGCAUAUGGCUGAUGGACACUCAUCCAAAUAAUGCACCCAUGUGCUAUGUCAAACCAACAGCAGAUAUGCAUAUCAAAGUCAGUAUGUAUGUGGAUCACAAUGGCAAAAUCUAUUUGCCAUAUCUUCAUGACUGGGUGCCUCAUAAUUCAGAUUUACUUGCAUUAAUUCAAGUUAUGAUUGUUACCUUUGGCGAACAGCCUCCGGUUUAUGCCAAAUCAAGGUCAGAAACUCAACAGAGUUCAACACCAUACCCUGUUCAAUCAUUCAUGCCUGUACCUGGUACUGGAAAUGUUUCAAGUUCCGGCUUUCCUCCAUAUCCACCAAAUUCUCAAUACUCUGGCAGCAGUAACGUGUAUCCGCCAUAUCCAUCUGCAGCGUCCGGGGGAUUCCCGUAUCCAGGCUCUUACGGUUCUUAUGCAGGAACCACGCCCAGUUAUCCGACGCAAGGCUACAGUGGUUCAUUUCCGCCAUAUCCACCAGCUACACAACCAUCGCCGACGGUACAACCAAACUCCAGUGGAUCUGGCACGAUCACAGAGGAACAUAUAAGAGCAUCCUUGCUGUCCGCGGUAGAGGAUAAGCUCCGACGUCGACUUAAGGAGCAAUUCUCACAGUUGCAGGCCGAGCUCGAGACGCUGCGACGAACGCAACAAGAGCUAACGAGCGGCUCGUCUCAUUUGACAGAUCUUUUUGAUAAACUUAAGAGAGAAAAACAGGAGCUCGAUAAAAACGUGAAUAUCUUGCAAGAUAAGGAGGCCGAACUGGAAAAAGAGAUCGCCAAAUUGUCUGACAAUCAGUCGAUAGACGUUGACGAAGCUGUUACUACCAUAGCGCCGUUAUAUAAACAGAUGUUAAACGCUUUCGCUGAAGAAGCGGCCACAGAGGACGCUAUUUAUUAUCUUGCCGAGGGACUGCGAUCUGGCAUUUUAGAUCUGGACGCGUUCCUGAAACAAGUUCGACAAUUGUCGCGUAGACAAUUUAUGCUAAGAGCGUUGAUGCAAAGAUGUCGACAAAAAGCUGGUCUGGCUGGUUAAAAAAUAUCCCUCGUGCGCUUUGUCCUAGAGUUGCAAUAUUCCACUUUGUUAUAAAAUAUCUCAUUGUGUUAUGCAGUGAAAAUGGAACACAUAUAAUUUAUACUGGCAUCGAAGAGCACAAAAGAUUAUUUUAUCGACAAUAAGUCAAUCUUUAUGGUGUAACGAGAGAAAAACUGUUAUACAUGAAAAAGAAAAAAAAACAUUUUAAUAGAAUAGUAUAUGUGUAGAUACAGUAAUGACAGCUUUCAACUGUGAAAGUAGAUAAUUCUUUUCACACAAAAUAUAUUAUUUCUAUGAUAGUGCAUGAUUAGAUUAAUCACACUGUAGUCUGUGUUCACAGAAAACGAGUGCAAACCUUCAUUUUUUUUAAGGUGCCACAAAACUCGUUGUGUACCUGUAUUAUAAACUUUAUGCCUUCAUUGUGAUAAAGAUUGAAUAAACUUAUGCAUAGUAUAAAAAA